Molecule: messenger RNA, 394 nt
Organism: Tinamus guttatus (white-throated tinamou)
Lineage: Eukaryota; Metazoa; Chordata; Aves; Tinamiformes; Tinamidae
Source: RefSeq, a predicted model, not a curated record
GUACUGCCUCAUGCAGUCCAUCAAGCACUGCCAGGUGCAGCGCGAGAGCCUGGUGCGCGCGGGCAAGAAGAUCGCCUACCAGGGCCGCGUCAAGGACGAGCCGGCCUACUACUGCAACGAGUGCGACGUGGAGGUCUUCAACAUCCUGUUCGUGACGAGCGAGACGGGCGGGCGCAACACGUACCUGGUGCACUGCGAGGGCUGCGCGCGGCGCCGCAGCGGCGCCCUGCACGGCGUCGUGGUCCUCGAGCAGUACAAGACCGAGGAGCUCAUGCAGAUCUACGACGGCUUCACCCUGGGACACCUGGGGACAACCCUGGCCUGGGGACGCACAGGGGUGACCCUGUCCUGGGACACCUGGGGCCGACCCUGUCCUGGGGACACCCGGGGGUGA